AUGGACUACCAGAACCGCGCCGGCUCCAAGUUCGGCGGCGGCGGCGUCGCCUCCUUCUCGGCGACCAACGCCGACCGCCGCGAGCGCCUGCGCAAGCUCGCCCUCGAGACCAUCGACCUCGACAAGGACCCCUACUUCUUCAAGAACCACGUCGGCUCCUUCGAGUGCCGCCUCUGCCUCACCGUCCACCAGAACGACGGCUCCUACCUCGCCCACACCCAGGGCAAGAAGCACCAGACCAACCUCGCCCGCCGCGCCGCCCGCGAGCAGAAGGAGGGCCGCGGCCAGAACAUUGACCCGGCCACCGGCCUGCCCGUCGGCGUCGUCGGCGCCGGCUUCGGCGCCGCCAACGCCCAGCGCCGCAACCUCAUCAAGAUCGGCCGCCCCGGCUACAAGAUCACAAAGGUCCGCGACCCCGUCACCCGCCAGCAGGGCCUCCUCUUCCAGCUCCAGUACCCCGACGUCGCCCCCGACGUCGAGCCCAAGUGGCAGGUCAUGAACGCCUUCACCCAGCGCGUCGAGGAGCCCGACAAGAACUUCCAGUACCUCCUCGUCGCCGCCGAGCCCUACGAGACCUGCGGCUUCAAAAUCCCCGCCCGCGAGCUCGACAAGCGCGAGGGCAAGCAGUUCAGCUACUGGGACCCCGACGCCAAGGAGUACUGGCUCCAGGUCAUGUUCAUGUCCGAGCGCGAAGAGCGUUAUGUCGCCGCUCCCGGCACGAGGAGGUGA
This is a messenger RNA of Colletotrichum graminicola M1.001, 729 nucleotides long. RefSeq names its product splicing factor 3A subunit 2. The record is from RefSeq and is a predicted model, not a curated record. Gene Ontology annotation, molecular function: nucleic acid binding; zinc ion binding. Gene Ontology annotation, cellular component: nucleus; U2 snRNP; U2-type prespliceosome. Gene Ontology annotation, biological process: spliceosomal complex assembly. Lineage: Eukaryota; Fungi; Ascomycota; Sordariomycetes; Glomerellales; Glomerellaceae. The transcript has a single exon. The coding region runs from base 1 to 729 and encodes 242 amino acids.